Molecule: messenger RNA, 1302 nt
Organism: Desarmillaria tabescens
Lineage: Eukaryota; Fungi; Basidiomycota; Agaricomycetes; Agaricales; Physalacriaceae
Product: glycoside hydrolase family 5 protein
Exons: 17
Coding region: 1-1302 (433 amino acids)
Biological process (GO): glucan catabolic process
Cellular component (GO): cell surface; extracellular region
Molecular function (GO): beta-glucosidase activity
Source: RefSeq, a predicted model, not a curated record
AUGCCCAGCAAAGUCUAUGGUGUCAACCUAGGGUCCUGGCUUGUUCUCGAGUCUUGGAUGUUACCACAAGAGUGGAUCAAUAUGGGUGGCCAACAAUGUAAUGAUUGCUCCCAGUGUAUUGCCACAGAAUUCGAAUUUGCUCGUGCAUACCCCGACACAGUGGAUGCGAAAUUUGCCGAGCAUUGGUCUUCGUGGUUCAACCAAAGCGAUGUUAAUGACCUCGUGGAAGCAGGCAUAAAUACCGUUCGCAUUCCGCUGGGUUAUUGGAUCGUCGAGGCUCUCGUCGAUCGCAAGACGGAGUUCUAUCCGCGAGGAGGUAUACACCACCUUAAACGAGGAUUAAGGGAACUGAAGGACGCUGGCAUCGUGUCAAUCCUUGAUCACCACGCGCUUCCAGGCGUUCAGACCCCGGGUCAAAUGUUUACCGGAAGGUGUACAUCCGAUGUCGAGUUCUACACUGAAUAUAAUUAUCAUCGUGCCCUUGUUUGGACCGCCGUUAUGACCGCUCUUUCCCACCUCGAUCCCGACUUCAGCAAUGUCGUUGCCAUCGAAGCCGUGAACGAACCCAUCAUGAAUGCCACUCAGACCCCAGGAUAUGGCGAUUUCCAGAAGAAUUUCGUUCAAGUAGUACGAGCAGUCGAAUACACUUUGGGCAUCCAGUGGAACCACGUCCCUUGGACUUGGCCGAAGAUGACCAUCAUUACGGACACCACCAAUUUUACAGCAGCUUUGGAGAACGCCGUUCCUUCACCGUUUUUGAAUCCCGAAGUUCGGUCGGCCCUCAAGGAUGCAGUACCGAUCCUCGUCCAAAUUGGUUUGGAACUCGGAUUGAACGACAUGACACACACUUUUGGUUCCCACUACAGUCGUGAGCCCUUGUACACAAGUUUCAUGGACAUCAAUUGGCAGUACAACAGCCCUCCCAACCCGAGCGAUGCACAAAUGGGACCUCAAGCCUAUGACAAUCAUUUGUACUAUUCAUUCGGGGGUGUUGCAGACCCAAAUGAACAGGCUUAUAUGGAGAGUAUCUGCAGCAACAGUCCCCUUGUAUUCGGAGAAUGGGCCUUGUCAACGAACUUUGCCGCUACGGACGAAUUCCUUCGCAAGUGGGCGGAUGCUCAGAAACGUGCCUACACUAAAGGUGCCGGUUGGAUCUUCUGGAAUUUCAAGGUAGAGAUAUCAACUCUGGCUGGCGACCUGGCCCGGCAAUGGUCAUACUUGGAAGGCGUAAAACGAGGCUUCUUCACCCGUGAUCCGUCCCAAUUGAAUGAUACACACGUUUGUGAUGGUUACAUUCAGUGA